Messenger RNA from Diabrotica virgifera virgifera (western corn rootworm), 1322 nucleotides. RefSeq names its product lysosomal aspartic protease-like. Gene Ontology annotation, biological process: proteolysis. Bases 128 to 1273 code for a protein of 381 amino acids. The transcript has 8 exons. The record is from RefSeq and is a predicted model, not a curated record. Lineage: Eukaryota; Metazoa; Arthropoda; Insecta; Coleoptera; Chrysomelidae. Gene Ontology annotation, molecular function: aspartic-type endopeptidase activity.
GUGACGUAAAACAAUGGUGUUCUUUGGUUAGAAAACAAUAAGAUACUUCAAGUACCUUAAGUACUUCAAGAAGCGAUUCGACACUGUAUAUAAAGACGAAAAAAUAAAAAAUGAAGCAUUCAUCAAGAUGUACGCAAGGAUUUUAGUUCUUUUGGUGAUAGCUGCUCUUGCUAGCAGUGAACUUAUCAGAAUUCCUUUGAAGAAGGUACCUGAUAAUAGACAAAAAAGAUUGCGUAAUGUAGCCGCUAAAGGAUUACGCAGUAGAUUUGGAGGCAAUGGAGUAGUACCUUUAGUCAACGAAUAUGACCUUGAUUAUUAUGGAGAAAUCAGUAUUGGAACACCUCCACAAACAUUCAAAGUCAUUUUUGACACCGGAUCUGCCGAUCUUUGGGUUCCUUCAGCCCAAUGCGAAAACAACACUAGAACAGCAAAUGGUUGCCAAAACCAUACUAAAUAUGAUGCUGACAAAUCUUCAACAUACCAGGAAAAUGGCCACUCCUUCUAUAUUCAAUACGGAUCCGGAUCUUUGAGUGGUUUCCUAUCUGAAGACAGCGUAAAUGUUGCUGGAGUUGCUGUGGAGAAGCAAACAUUUGCUGAAGCCACUUACGAGACCGCUCCAGCUUUCGUGGAUAGCACAUUCGACGGUAUCUUGGGAUUGGGUUAUCCAGAGCUGUCAUCUCAAAGUAUUACUCCAGUUUUCACAAACAUGAUCAACCAAGGAGUUCUUGACGCACCAGUAUUUUCCUUUUAUCUGAGCCAAACAGCCAAUGGCGAUCAAGGAGAACUAGUGAUUGGUGGAUCAGAUCCAAGUAAAUACAGAGGAGACUUCACCUACACAGAAGUAUCAAAAAAACUGUAUUGGCAAACUAAGCUACAAGGUGUUUCCGUAGGGAAACAAAGUUUAUGUAGGAAUGGAUGUCGAUCUGUAAUAGAUACUGGUACUUCUCUCAUCUACGGACCAAACGAUGAUGUUGAAGCUAUCAAUGACGCAAUUGGUGCCUUCUAUGACUACGAUCUUGGUAUUUACACCAUUGAAUGCGAUGCCGAUUUGACUAAGCUUCCUAAUGUAACAUUUACUUUCGGAGGCAAGAAAUUUGACAUUUCUCCUUCAGCCUACGUCAUCAGAGAUUCAGGUAUUUGCGUAUCAAGCUUUGUCGCCGGAGACUUUUUCCUCGCUGGAUUUGAAUGGUUGGUUGGAGAUUCAUUCCUGAAAACAGUCUACAGCGAAUUCGAUUUUGGCAACAACCGUAUUGGAUUUGCAGAAUUGGCAUAAAUAGUUGUAACUUUAUAAUUAUUUAUUUAUUAAAUAUUGCUUUAUAAAA